AUGAGGCCAACUCAAGCUCUGAUGGUCGGCAAGUACCGCCAUCUCAAGCUCACCACCAAGGAUGUCGGCCGCGGCUUCUACAAGGGAAACCGCACCGGCUCGAUGGGUCGACACACAAAGUACGGAGGAUACGUUAUCGAGUGGAGCAAGGUCCGCACGUACGUCGUGCCCAAGGACCUACCGCAGUUCGAGCUCAAGCCAUUUGUGAGCAAGCAGAUCAAGCAGAAGCCCGGCGACUACAAGGGCCUGUCCAAGGGUGCUUCGGACCCUUACUUCUACGUGGAGCAGUGGAAGCGAUUCAACGGCAUCGACUAA
Molecule: messenger RNA, 315 nt
Organism: Clonostachys rhizophaga
Lineage: Eukaryota; Fungi; Ascomycota; Sordariomycetes; Hypocreales; Bionectriaceae
Source: the annotation of a GenBank genome assembly